AUGCCACCUUUCCCUCAACAGAGUGGACCUGCCUGCGUCCCGAGACGGGCGUCAGGCUUUGCCGGUCUGGGCCUGGGCCUGGAUACGACGAAUUCCACUCUUGCGGACUCGGAUGAGCGACCGGGGUGCGAUGAGUUCCAAUUCUCGACCUUUUUGAUAGGCAACUUGAGCAUAUUCUUCGGCGUCAUCUUCCUUUUCAUCAUCGUGGGCUGGGCCAGCAAGGUCGAGCUCGGAUGGGGUUGCCGACUUGUCUGCCGCUGCUUUGACAAGGCGCGAAACGCAUUCACCAAGAUGAAGAGCGUUGCGAUGCGACGGAAUGGUAUCCCAGAGGAUGUCAGCGAUGCUGCUGCCGUGGCUACGAGAACUUUACCGACGGGUCAUGGUCAAAAAGCUGCCAGUUCGUUGUCGGACGUUGAACUUGAUGUUAUGGGAACGCCGGUCGAAGUGCGGGUUACGGAGUGCACCGGCGAGGGGAAAGUGUGA
This is a messenger RNA of Trichoderma aggressivum f. europaeum, 483 nucleotides long. RefSeq lists its product as uncharacterized. The record is from RefSeq and is a predicted model, not a curated record. The transcript has a single exon. NCBI's taxonomy places the organism in Eukaryota, Fungi, Ascomycota, Sordariomycetes, Hypocreales, Hypocreaceae. Bases 1 to 483 code for a protein of 160 amino acids.